Messenger RNA from Nymphaea colorata (pocket water lily), 1754 nucleotides. RefSeq lists its product as uncharacterized. NCBI's taxonomy places the organism in Eukaryota, Viridiplantae, Streptophyta, Magnoliopsida, Nymphaeales, Nymphaeaceae. The coding region runs from base 67 to 1431 and encodes 454 amino acids. The transcript has 15 exons. The record is from RefSeq and is a predicted model, not a curated record.
AACGCGGUCGCCCUUCUGCCGUUGCCGAAUAGCCCUUUCCUGACCGGCAAACAAGCACGAGAAGCCAUGGCGUCCCGCAGACCCCGCGUCCUCGCCUUCCUCCUCCUCCUGUUCGUCUUCUCCGUCCGGGCCUUGGCGGACGCAGGCACCCAGGAUGAGGUGGAGGUGGAGGAGGUGGCGGAGAUCGCCUCUCCCUUCAACUGCAAGCCUUCGCCGGAGGUGGAGAAAGAGUUGGAGAGUCUCAGGUUGAAGAUCGCCGCCAUAGAAUCUGAUGUUGGAGAGAGAGCUCGAGAGCUGAAAAUCAAAAAUGACAAAAUCUUAGAGCUUGAAAAGGUCAUUCAAGAGAAGUCAAACAAGUUUGCAUCUUUGCAGGAUGAAAUUGAUUCCCUUCAGAGGAAAGGGGCAACAGAUGCGGAAGAACAGGUUGGAAAGGCUCAUGCACGAGCGAUUGAACUUGAGAAUCAGAUUACAAUUUUAAAAAGCAAAAUUGAUCUACAGAACCGGCAGCAACAAGCUGCAGAACUUCGGGCUAGUGAUGCUGAGAAGAGAACAAAAGAAUUGAGUGCUAAAGUGGGAAAUCUGCAAAAAGCAAUUGAAGAGCAGAAAAAUGAGAUCCGUAGAUUGGAGAAGGCACUUAAGUUGAGUGAGGAGAAGAUGUUGAAGGCUCAGAGACAUGCUGAGUCAAAGGCUACGGAGCUGUCAGAAGUUAAAAGCGCAUGGCUGCCACACUGGCUUGCAGUACAUUCUGCUCAGUUUCAAUCUGUUGCAGCAAAGCAUUGGAAUGCUCAUGGAAAGCCUGCCUGGGAUAUUGCUACUCAAAGGGCACUGGAAGCCACUGCAAAGGUUCAGGACUGGAGUAAGCCUUAUAUUGAAGAAAUUAACUCUAAAUGGGUUCCUGUUCUGCAAGAAAAAUGGGUGACAUUAUGUACGACAGUUAAGCCACAUGUACAAACUGUUACCACCAAAACAGUUGAGGUUUAUGAACAGUCAAAGACUGUGAUUACGCCUCAUAUUGUCAAAACAAAAGAAAUGGCAGAUCCUUACUUGAAGGAAGCAAAGAAGUUUGCCAAGCCCUAUGUUGAUCAGGUUGCUACCGUGGCAAAACCUCAUGUUGACAAAGCUAGGCUUGCAUUGAAGCCCCAUACCGAGAAAGCAGUCCAUCUUUAUGGGGAGUUUCUAAAAUCAGCAACUACAUAUCACCACCAGGUUCAAUCUUCUGUUAGGAGAACUUUGAAGCAACAUGAACUGACAAGGACUUUAGCAACAAACGAGCUUGUAUGGUUUAUGGCAUCUGCUCUAUUGGCCUUGCCAAUACUUCUUGCCUAUAGGUUUUACUGUUUUCUGUUCUGUAAAAAGGCCCAAGCAACAGCACGGAGUGGCAAUUCCAGCCAUACUCAUCGGAGGCCUAAACGUAGGCAUGCAGACAAGUAGGAUUUAAAAGGUGGAUGUGGGUGUUGCUCGCUGUUGUUGUGGAUCUCCACUGCUUUGUGUUCCUGACGGUAGGCGUUGAAUGUGGUUUGAAAAUCGUGUGAAAACUGUCCGAGCUGCUACAGUUCAACAAAUCAAGAGGAAAUGGAAAGAAAAGGUCAUUUAUUUAGCGUAGUGUGUUUGUUCCAUAGGGCAGUCAUUCACUUCUGUAAUUUUUGUAGGGCAAUAAUUUACUUAGUUCCUGUUCUUCUCUCCUCUCUGUUCUUCUGUUUGUUAUAAAUAAAACCUUGAGAUAAUUAUUUUUGAAGAUGAAUGGUUUCUCGAAA